CGGGGUGUCGGAUUUGAAAGAUUCAACCUCGAUUCCUGCUGCUGUUCAGCUUUUCAUCUCGAAUCGCGCUCGACGGAAAAGGGUGUCGCACUAGCAUAUGGCUACGCGGGAGCUUGAUGAGCUUCGCAAGCAGCUAGAGACGCUUCAGCGCUCACACGACACCUUACUAAAAAGCUUGUCCGCUUCGAACGGAAGCUUUGGACCCUCAGACGUUCCACGGCUACGUCGGAACGCAACCCAGCGUGGAGAUGCCGUGUUCGCCGAUACGUCCACGCUCUCUGACGACAGCAGCGACGAUGAGGACGACUUCUUUGUACAAGCUCCUUUACCAGCUCAAUCCUUUGAUCAAGAACAUCUACGCGAGCAUCUGAAGACCCACACCUGGGAUGAGCAUGGCAGAGAUAUCCUAGCAUCCCUGGUUGACCCCGGAAAAUUGUCAAAGCAGCCGAAUUUAUUUCAUGUAGGACCUGGACCUGCCGAAGAUCGCUCCCAGUUCAGCCACUUCCAAGUAUACAAUGUUGGACAAGAUGGACUUCCUGAACUUGUUGAAGUUAGCUCGGCAGACAACACAAUGUCAAAGGCCACUGAAAUAUGGCACUCGAUUAAAGAAGUAGGGAAAAAUAGCGAUAAGCCGACUUCAGGACGCAUCACUGUUGCAAGAGAGCCAUCGCCUGUCCUUUUUGGUGCGCUGCAUCUGACUUUACACAAUACUUUUGACAUGGAUGAGUUAUUCAGACAUUUGGUGCGCACAGAAGCCUCUUCUGCCCACAUGUUUCGUGCUUUCACGCAAGAUGCACGCCACCAGCGGACGUUCUUCUUCACAUUCGAAUAUUACACGAUCAUUGGAGACGACUGCAAGCCAAUGCAAUGGCAGAGGGCAGAUAAGAAUUUCAACUCCUCUGAUAGCCAUAUACCCUUGAGCCGGUGUGGUGCCGUUGUUGCCCUUGCGCUGUUCGAUCAAAACCCUCGACGAGUUCGGAACAGGUCGAGACACUCCAAGACCAACUAUGGGUUCGUGCACGACCCGUGGUCGCCAUGGCAAGUUCUUCAACUUGAAUGCUUCCCUGAUUGGAAGUCGACACCUAUCAACGGAAAUCCUUACACAUUCGAGGCUGGACACCGCUACCUCAACGGGCCCGAAGCGUUCCUCCAUGCACUACUCACUGAGUAUCGAGAUGCACGGAAGCGCUACGACGAGAUAUACAGACAAAUCACCGAACUUGUCACUCCGCCUCUUGGCUUCCUGUUUGACGAGGAUGCACGCAUGAAACGACUAUUCGAAGACAAGAACUUUACGUGGACGCGCCGCUAUUUCUAUGCGCACCAGGCUUUGGGCAAUGUCAAUGACAGUAUCAAAGCCAUGGUUGACGCCUUCGAAGACACGUUUUCGGAAGAUGUGUGGGAAGGCGAAAGUAAAACGCUGUGGCCACUAUAUGAAGAAUCGCCCCGGAAUGAACACUGGAAACGCAGGCUCCGACUGUUGAGAUUGCAAUUUGAGCGUGAGAUGAAGGAGCUUCGUAUUCUGCAGCGCGAGAAUAAUGAGAGGCGCCAUGAGAUCGAGACAUUGCAAGAACAACUUUUCUCUGGCACAAGCAUUCAAGAGUCCAGGAAAUCAGUCGAAUUGGCCGAUGUUACAGUACACCAAGGAUACAACAUCAAAGUGCUGACAAUUGUCAAUCUGUUCUUUAUGCCACUUACCUUCGUCACAUCCAUCUUCGGCAUGACCAAUAUGCCCGCCGAACCUGCCCCGUAUUGGCCAUUCGCUAUCACACUUGCUGCGAUAUGUGUCCCUUUCUUCAGCAUUAUCGGUUUUCUUUCAACCAAAUAUGGUUACCACGUCUGGGCAACGAAGACCCGGCAGUUCUGGCGUUGGUUGCGCCCAAAGCCCGCUGUUGAAGAAGAGACAGAGAUUGAUUAUCCAGGGAAAAGGAAGAAUAGGAGCAUGUCUACCGAAGAAGGCAUGCGGAUGAGAAUAAAAGACAGGGAGCCACUUCCCAGGCGAAGCAUGCAUAGGCCGCCACCAAGCCAUCCACAUAUCCAAGCCAUGGUAGCGAGGAUGGGUGAAGGGCGACAGAGUGGGUUGACGAGAAUGGGGACCUUGACUGAGGUGGAUAGUGAGACGGGGAGCAGUGGAAGAACAACGAAGGACACAAUGGUUCACAUACAGGAACCCUAACGAGCCACGAAACAUGACAGAUGUACAAUGGAUGAGAGAUGA
Boeremia exigua is the source of this 2218-nucleotide messenger RNA. RefSeq lists its product as uncharacterized. Gene Ontology annotation, molecular function: metal ion transmembrane transporter activity. The record is from RefSeq and is a predicted model, not a curated record. Gene Ontology annotation, cellular component: membrane. The transcript is spliced from 5 exons. Gene Ontology annotation, biological process: transmembrane transport; metal ion transport. NCBI's taxonomy places the organism in Eukaryota, Fungi, Ascomycota, Dothideomycetes, Pleosporales, Didymellaceae. Bases 98 to 2176 code for a protein of 692 amino acids.